AUGCCUCAAAGAACAGCAUUUUUUCAGGGCGUGGAAUAUAUGUUCGGUGUGGUAGGUUUUCCUAUCAUCGAGGUUGGAGUGGCUGCACAAGCAUUCGGUAUCAAAUACGUUGGAUGCAGAAAUGAGCAGGCGGCUUGCUAUGCAGCUCAGGCCAUGGGCUACCUGACGAGGAAACCUGCCGUCUGCCUGGUAGUGUCUGGCCCAGGUCUGUUGCACGCAGUCGGUGGUCUCGCCAAUGCGACUGUGAAUUGUUGGCCGAUGAUUUGCAUUGGUGGCUCUUCGGAUGUGGAUCUAGAGCACCGUGGAGCUUUCCAGGAAUGGCCACAGGUCGAAUCGGCUCGACUCGCCUGCAAGCACGUCAGCAGGCCCACAACGCUUCAGGCUAUACCAUUUCAUGUCGAGAAGGCAGUGAAAGAGUGCAUGUAUGGCCGUCCUGGUGCCGUCUACAUUGACAUCCCAGGAAACCUCGUGCUUUCUACGAUCGAAGAAAGUCAGAUCCCAAAAGUGUCGGUGGUACCGUUACCACCCCCGGUAUCCCAUCCGCCUGUGCAGAUUGUCCGCAGCGCUAUCGAAGUCAUCAGAGAAGCCCAAAGACCACUUGUUAUAGUAGGAAAAGGUGCGGCAUGGUCUGAACGUGGGUGUACGAUGGUGCAACAGUUCCUCACCAAAAGUGGAUUACCAUGGCUUGCAACUCCUGGUGGAAAGGGUGUAUGCACAGAUUUGCAUCCAAGGUUGGUCGGGCCGGCUCGGUCAUUUGCACUUCGCGAAGCCGACUGUGUUCUUCUUAUCGGAGCAAGACUCAACUGGAUACUACACUUUGGAUUGGCACCUCGAUUUAAUAGCAAUGUAAAAGUGAUACAGGUUGACAUCGUUCCAGAAGAGUUCCAUCAGAACGUGCCCACAACCGUUCCGCUUCUCGGGGAUAUUGGAGAGACACUUUACUCGAUGUUAACGGAACUAGACGACUGGAAAUAUUCGGAGAAUAGCAAGUGGAUGAUGGAUUUACUAGCGAAUGCUCAGAAAAACAGGGACACUGUUGAACGUAUGGCAGCUGACCAUUCUGUUCCUCUCAAUUACUAUGCUGCUUACACGCCAAUCCGCAAAUUUCUCGAACAGAACGAUGUCCUCGUAGUAAACGAAGGGGCGAACACGAUGGACAUCGGACGAACGAUGAUGCCGUCUGUACUGCCACGUAGACGACUUGAUGCUGGAACAUUCGGUACAAUGGGAGUAGGCCAUGGCUACUCGUUAGCUGCAGCUCUAUAUUGCCGUGAUCAUUCACCGAAAACGAGAGUUCUUGUAGUCCAAGGAGACAGUGCAUUCGGAUUUUCGGCUAUGGAACUCGAGACAAUUGCCAGGUAUAAACUGCCGGUAGUGUGUGUCGUACUGAAUAACAGCGGUAUUUAUCGCGGAAUGCUGCCCGAAGACAUGAAAUCGGUUGAAGGAGAUCCGACCUUACAGUAUCCUGUACUGUCACUGUCAGCGGAGUGCCGUUACGACGAACUGUGUAAAGCACUGGGUGGAGACGGCUAUUUCGUCCGCAGUGUUCCCGAAAUUGAACAAGCCCUCGCGAAGGCAUUCCGGAAAACCGACGGUCCAAGCGUGAUCAAUGUGAUCAUAUCGACAGAUUCAGAAAGGAAAGCCCAACUUCAUCCGUGGCUGACUCGUUCAAAAGUCUAG
Messenger RNA from Haemonchus placei, 1680 nucleotides. The record is from the annotation of a GenBank genome assembly. NCBI's taxonomy places the organism in Eukaryota, Metazoa, Nematoda, Chromadorea, Rhabditida, Trichostrongylidae.